Chlorella variabilis is the source of this 3241-nucleotide messenger RNA. RefSeq lists its product as hypothetical. NCBI's taxonomy places the organism in Eukaryota, Viridiplantae, Chlorophyta, Trebouxiophyceae, Chlorellales, Chlorellaceae. The record is from RefSeq and is a predicted model, not a curated record. Gene Ontology annotation, molecular function: ATP binding; ABC-type transporter activity; ATP hydrolysis activity. Gene Ontology annotation, biological process: lipid transport; transmembrane transport. Gene Ontology annotation, cellular component: intracellular membrane-bounded organelle; membrane. The transcript is spliced from 27 exons. The coding region runs from base 119 to 3241 and encodes 1040 amino acids.
AUCCAUCGCUUGCACUUGGUCAACAGCCCCGGCUUGGCCUCUGCCCGAUCACCUGGUCUAUAUUGCCACAGGGGGAAGCUGUGCCCGGCUCCUGCUGGCCGCUGCCCAGCCUGGCGCUAUGGCGGACUCCCGCCGCUGGACGAAAGAUAGCAAGCAGAGCGACUGGGAGCCCCAGAAUGGCCAGCACGACGGUGGCGCCAACGGCACCGCCGCUGCCUCCACCACUGUCGGCGAAAUCGUGCUGCAGCCCUGGCGCAAGCGCUUCACCACCCAAUUUGCGGCACUCUUCUGGAAGAACCUGCUGGUCAACUGGCGCAACUUUCGUGCCACCCUGCUGCGCGUCAUGGCGCCGCUCUUCUUCAUGCUGCUGCUGUACCUGACUGAUGUGGCCAUCAGCGCCGACAACCCCAAGCAGCCGUACGCCAUCUCCAACCUCGACCCCGCCGUGGACGCCGUGACCGCCAUCCCCGCCUGCGAAACCUCCAUGUACAUGCGCCCGGGGGGCUGCUGGGACAUGUUUUACACGCCCAACAACUCGGCCACCGCCCAGGCCAUCGUGCAGUACAUGCAGGCCAGCAACCCGGGGCGCCCCAUCCCCGGCGACAAGGUGCUGGGCUUUGCAACGCCCAGCGAUGUGAACGACUGGCUGACGCUCAACCCGGAGCGGGUGCUGGGCGGGGUUCACUUUAGCGAGGAAGGCCCCACGCAGGUGGAUUUCCUGCUCCAGGUCAACACCUCGGUGCAGUACUUCAAGGACAAGUUCCAGGACCCCACCUUCUUCAUGCAAGUGCCGCUGCAAGUGGCCACCGAGCGCGCCAUCGCCCAGCUGUUUGCAAACGCGAGCCUGGGCGCCGAUGCGCCGCAGCUGGCCUGGCAGGUGGCCACCAGCAUGUUUGCGCACCCCACCACCAACUCCAUCAAUGUGGUGGGCAAGUCCAUUGGCUCCUUCAUCUUUGCGGCAAACCUCUUCACAUUCGUCCUGAUUCUGGCGUCUGUUGUGGCGGAGCGCGAGAGGGGGCUGCGCCAGGCGCUGAAGACGAUGGGCAUGCUGGAGUCGGCCUUCUGGCUGUCGUGGAUGACCGUGGAGGUGAUCGCAUCCGUCAUCUUCUCCCUGCUGCUCAUCGGCUUUGGGGCCAUGUUCGGCUUCUCUUUCUUCACAGUGAAUAGCUUCGGGGUGAUUUUCCUCCUCUUCUUCGUGUUUCAGCUGUCGAUGGUCAGCGUGGCGUUCCUGCUGUCGACCUUCCUGUCGCGCAGCGCCACCGCCAUCAUCCUGGGCUUUGUGGUCUUCCUGGUGGGCUGGAUCGUGCAGGCGGUGGUGGUGUUUGGGUUCCCGUACGUCCCAGACUACAUCAACAGCGUGACCGUCAUCACAGUCAUCUUCACCCUCAUGCCCUGGGCCCCGCUGGCCAAGGCCUGCGUGGACUUGGGCGCCGCCAGCGAGGACUCCACCAGCGUGGGCAUCAGCUGGGACAACCGCUACUCCUACUGCCAGAACAUCGAGGACCAGUCGGCGCAGGUGGCGGCCUACCGCGCAGGCACCUACCAAGACUUUGACUGCGUCUUCUCCAUCGGAAACAUCUUGGUGGUGCUCUCCCUCGAGUUCCUCCUCUACUUCCUCAUUGCCAUCUACCUGGACCACGUGCUGCCAGACAACAACGGCGUGCGCAAGGGCGGCGUCUUCUACUUCAUGUCGCCAUCCUACUGGGGCGGGCGCAGCGCCAGGUCCAAGGCCAAUGCCGCCCUGACCCCGCCGCUGGCGCGGGCCGCGCAGCUGGAUGCGGGCAUGGAGCGUGACGAGGAUGUGGUGGCGGAGGAGCGGCGCAUGCAGGACCUGCUGCAGCACAGGACGGGCUCCGGCGGCGCGCUGUCGCUUCAGCCUGACAGCAGCAAUGCGGUGGAGGUGUACGGACUGCAGAAGGUGUUCUCGCCCGGCUGCUGCGGCGGCAAGGGCUGCUGCGGCGCGUGCUGCUUUUGCUGCUCCAAGCGGCGCGGGCGGAAGCGCGCCGGCGAGUUCUGGGCGAUCAAGGGCAGCUGGUUUGCCAUCGAGCGCAACCAGGUGUUCUGCCUGCUGGGGCCCAACGGCGCCGGCAAGACCACCACCAUCAACUGCCUCACAGGCGUGCUGCCCCCCAGCGGCGGCGAUGCGCUGGUGUAUGGCGAGAGCCUGAGCACCCCGGGAGGCAUGGACCGCAUCAGGUCCCUGAUGGGCGUGUGCCCGCAGUUUGAUGUGCUGUGGGGGGAGCUGACGGGGCAGGAGCACCUCCACAUCUACGGACGGGUCAAGGGCCUGCCCAAGGCGGCGGUGCGGCGUCAGGCUGAGGAGCUGCUGGACUCGGUCAAGCUGGCGGCUGCGGCGCGGCAGCGCACGGCGGCAUACUCGGGAGGCAUGCGGCGCAGGCUGAGCGUGGCCAUCGCGCUGCUGGGCGACCCUCUGGUGGUGUACCUGGAUGAGCCCACCACGGGGAUGGACCCCAUCAGCAGGCGCCACGUCUGGGACAUCAUCGAGUCUUCCAAGCAGGGGCGCGCCAUCGUGCUGACCACGCACAGCAUGGAGGAGGCCGACAUCCUAGGGGACCAGGUCGCCAUCAUGGCGCGCGGCAGGGUGCGCGCCAUCGGCUCCGCGCUGCGCCUCAAGCAGCGCUUUGGCAGCGGCUACCAGCUGUCGGUCAGCGUGCUGCCCGCUCGCUCCUUCGCCAACGUCGACGCGGCGGCGGUGGCCACCAACGCCGCCGCCGUCAAGCGGCUGUUCCAGGCCGAGCUGGGCGUGGAUGCUGCGGACGAGACGAGAGCCUACAUCACAUUCCUGGUGCCCAAAUCCAAGGAAGGGGCGCUGCCCGCAUUCCUGCAGGCGCUGGAGGGGCGGCGGCAGAAGCUGGGCAUCACGGAUGUUCCGAUAGGGCUGACGUCUCUGGAGGAAGUGUUCCUGACCAUUGCGCGCAAGGCGGAGGUGGAGGCGGCGGCGGGGGACACCGUGGUGGUGGAGCUGCAGGAUGGGGGCAGCCUGGAGGUGGCGCUGGGCGAGGAGUGGGCCACCGACCCCGCCACCGGCCAGAACUACUUCAUCACCUGGGCACAGGACGACAACGGAUCGCUGCAGGUGCUGAGGGCGGAGCCCGUGGAGCGGCGGCCCGGCGGCGCGUCGGUGCUGCCCGACGGCGGCGGCGCCAGCGGCGGCAGCACGAGCGAGGAGCUGGCGCGGGCGCCGCCUGCGGCGGUGGAGAUGACACGCAAAGACCUGUGA